AUGGUCACCUCCACCGACAGAACAGGUGCGAUUGGAUUUGUUGUUAGUGAUUUUGCAGAUAACAUAAUCUUUGCUGGGGCUAGGCGGUUUAGUGGCAUAAUAACACCACUUGUUAUAGAGGCAUUGGCGAUUCGGACAUCAAUGGAGGAGACUAUACCUAAAGGAUUUAGUGCAGUUAUCUUCGAAGGAGAUUGUCAAGUGUUGAUAAAUGCUGCUAAUGCCUCCUCUAGUGACGACAGGGACGCCGGAGUAGUUUUAGAAGACAUAUUCAAUCUAGUUUUCCGAUUUUCGGAAAUUAGAUUUCAAUAUGUUAAUCGUAAAUGUAAUUGGGUGGCCCAUUUGGUGGCUAAAAAAGCCCUUAUUGAUGACUGCUUCUGCAGGUCUCAUCAUACUGUUAUGGAAUGGCUCACUCAGGUCUGUUGA
Mercurialis annua (annual mercury) is the source of this 423-nucleotide messenger RNA. RefSeq lists its product as uncharacterized. The transcript is spliced from 2 exons. The record is from RefSeq and is a predicted model, not a curated record. Gene Ontology annotation, molecular function: RNA-DNA hybrid ribonuclease activity; nucleic acid binding. Lineage: Eukaryota; Viridiplantae; Streptophyta; Magnoliopsida; Malpighiales; Euphorbiaceae. Bases 1 to 423 code for a protein of 140 amino acids.